Messenger RNA from Ostrea edulis (European flat oyster), 1350 nucleotides. RefSeq names its product protein Fer3-like. The record is from RefSeq and is a predicted model, not a curated record. Lineage: Eukaryota; Metazoa; Mollusca; Bivalvia; Ostreida; Ostreidae. Gene Ontology annotation, biological process: developmental process; regulation of transcription by RNA polymerase II. Gene Ontology annotation, molecular function: RNA polymerase II transcription regulatory region sequence-specific DNA binding; protein dimerization activity; DNA-binding transcription factor activity, RNA polymerase II-specific. The coding region runs from base 192 to 869 and encodes 225 amino acids. The transcript has a single exon.
UGUAGACAACAUUUUGCCUUGUAUAAAUUAUGAAAUUCAUGAUAUAUUCGAGUUUUUAAUUUGCAUGGACUUUUAACGAUUCUACGUUAUAAUUCUAAAUACACGCACACACAUACGAAAACAUGUUUUAAAAUAUUUCUUCGUGAUAAAGGGUGAAUAGUUGUUAGAACUGUUACCAUUUUCAAAUCAUCAUGGAUGUGUCAUCGACGGAGUCACAUUUACAGGGGUUUGCGACUUCAGUGUACCCAGAGGGGACGAACUUUCACGGCAUUGUAUACACCGGUUACAAUGACUUCCAUCAUCCAGCGAUUGAGUCUGGCCGACAACCAGACGUUAUGCCGCAGUACCCAUAUUUUGGAUAUUCAUCAGUACAGCAGAACGAACUUGAGAAUGCCUCAUACUGGCCAGCUGGAGAUCUCGGUAUUCACUCCGGAGUACCAGCCUACCCAGUGACCUAUACCAACUCAUCAGACUCUUCACAAGUGAUUGAUUACACUAAUUCUUCUCCCGGGGGACAUCAUGUUAUUGGCAAAAACGGAAAGCCGAAACGCAAAAGAGUCCAAUCGGUAUCUCAGCGUAGAGCUGCUAAUGUUCGGGAAAGAAGGCGGAUGUUUCAUCUAAACGAGGCUUUUGACGAAUUACGCAAGCGCCUUCCCGCGUUUAACUACGAGAAAAGACUCUCUCGAAUUGAAACACUAAGAUUGGCUAUGACAUAUAUUUCGUUCAUGAAAGGUAUCUCUGAAGGGCAAGAUCCACAAACGAUCAAAUUAAGGCCCUGUAAAACUGAAGAAAGCGAGGCCUACAAUUCCAUGAAACGGGAACACACGUGUAGUAGUCCGUAUUACAACAACGAGUCUAUAGAGAAGUGAAAGGAAGGUUUGUGAUAGGAAGAAAAAAUAACCCAAAUAGAGACACAAUAUUCUAUACACGGAUCCUAGAAGUCCUUGAGAAAAAUUACCGAAUGCAGAAAUAUGAGGAUUUUUUUUUUAAAUCGAGAUGUACACUGUAUGAAUGCGGAGACAGUGUGUGUAGAGAAUUUGCACACGAUAGACAUGAAUCGUUUUCUACUCACUCAGUAUGGAUAUAUGCGUUUUAAUAGUUGACCUUAUUAUGUGCUCUAUUGCCUUUGUAACAUGACUGAUACUUAAGAAUUAGAAGUAUCGAAAUUUCCAUGAUCCUGGUGCUGUAUGUAAUACUUGUUUGUAUGAAUCCUAUGUUUGAAUGUAGUUAGUACAUAUGCGAGUCAAACAUUUUCUGAAUUUAAAAAUUCAGAUAUCGACAAAAUCACUUGUGUCUUCCGUAGAAAUAUGAUAACUUUUACCUUGAUGUAAUAAAUUACUUUUUCAACCA